UUUGAUACAGGUCUAUAGUUGUUCAUUAUAGGUACAUCCAGUGUCCAAACCUUGGACUGGUACUCUGUGUAUUGUAAUGAACUACAUUAGCCUAUUUAUAAUGCCCCCGGAUGGUGCCAGCAAAAAAUCAGGUAACCUUAGUAACUGUGCUCCUGAAGCAGCUGUAAUGGUGGGCUGUGACUGCUUGUUAUCAACACAAGGUGCAGGACUACUACUGUGAUGAGCUGCAGGUCUGGGUGGAGAGGCAUUGCAGUAAGAGGGAGGAAGGGAGACAGAAGGUCACGGCUGUCAAAGUGAAAGGUAAAGUGGGCUACAGGGGAACUGUAAAUUGGUUUUAAACAACUCCUAUGGGCAUUGGUUGGCAGAGCACAAAUAGACCUGGGAGUGGUAAUGUAUGUUCAAAUUGCUGGCAGUUGAAGUCGUGGUGUCAUUAAUGUUCAUUAUUAAUGUUUUAUCCAGGCUUCCAAUCAUGCUUGAUUCAAAGAUAAGAUGUUGCCCGUGUGAGCCAAGCAUGGGUAAAUAGUUGGAAUAUGUCUGAUGGCAAUGUAACUACGUUCUGAAGUCUACACCUGUUGUCCUGUGUUUAUCAAGCUGGGGCCGACUCCAUUUUCGGUGUAUAUUAAUGAUACUGCUCUUUCUGCUGAUAACUGCCAUUCACCUUUAUAAUGACACUAUCCUGUAUACUGGCCCCCAAUUGCUUGUAGUAUACAAUAGUAAAUCUAGCACCUUGUAAAAAAUCCUUUAAUGUAUUGCCUUUAAAUCCUUUAAUAUAUUGUAACAAAUCCUUUAACAAAUCCAAAGCCAAGGUUUCAACUGACAUAUUCGUGGACCGGCAAGAGAUUAUUUAUUGUGGCCUGUGUCAAUAAAACACUCUUCCUGUGUGGUAACAUGUGAAGUGUCCAUGAUCAAAGUCUGGGAUACCAUCUCAUCUAAUGCCUAGUUAUGUUUUCUUAUUUGUAUCUAUUUUUCUUAUUUGUAUAUAUUUGUAUCUCUCCUAUUUCAACAGAGAACUCGAAAAGCUUGAUUUCAAAACUGUUCAAAGGCAAGAGGAAAUUCUCUGUGUCCCCAGAAGUCAAAGUGGAAGACUUGCAAAAUGUCUUGCAGAAGCCAUGGCAAAGUGUUAAAUCAUCUCAUCUCAGAACUCACAAAAAUACACUUCUGGAACGUACAGAACGACUUACAUCUUACGCAGAAGGAGGAAGGCAGGUUUUCAACUCUGCUUCUCAUAUUGAGAUCCGCUACACUGAUCUCUUUGUGACAGAGGACAAUGAGUCAUUUGACAACAGCCAGCAUGAGUACUUCACCCUGGCCAGUCGACGGGCACGCAUCUACGCCCACCAGGCCUGCCAACGCAUCCACCCAUGCAGCCUCCUGAGCCCCCAAGGCCCCACAGGGUGCCGCCCAAAGCGAGUGAAGGUGAAGGGCAUUGCCGGGAUCGGCAAGAGUGUCAUAGUGCAGAGGCUAGUCUACGAGUGGGCCCUGGGGAAGCACAUGCGUGAGUUCACAUGCAUAUUUGACCUCCGCUUCCGUGAACUGAACAUAAUCAAAGACGCGCUAAGUUUACUGGACCUGCUUGGAGACCGCUUCCGAUACUUCAAAACUGUCCUGAAAGACCUUCUGGCCUCACCAGGGUCCUUGUUAUUCAUUCUGGAUGGCCUGGACGAGUUUAAAUACCAACUGGACUGGAACACUACUGACAGGGACAUCGACGUGGACUCCAAGGUGUCCAUAUCAGAGCUAAUGAUGGCAUUGAUCAAGGGGAGUCUACUACCAGAGUCAUCUGUCAUCCUGACAUCUAGGCCAUCCACGGAUGCUCCUAAGCGGUUCUUCCAGCGUUGCUGCAUGGUCUUGGGUUUUGAGGAGGACCAGCUGAAGGAGUACAUAAUCAAGUUCUACAAGGACCAUAAGGUGUCUGGGAGAGUGUACGACUACAUCCUGGGCAAUGAUAACCUCUUUGUGCUUUCUUUCAUCCCUCUCUACUGCUAUAUCAUCUGUACCGCUUUGGCUGAGUUCUUCUCCAUAGAGAACCAGGCAGAGGAUGAAUCCCAGUCUCUGGAGCAGAACCCACCCACCACAGUCAGCGAGGUAUACUACUGCUACUUAUUUACAGCCGCCAAGCACCAUGCGCUGAAAGGAAAGGCGGAGAGGAACACCCCAAGAUCGGAGGUACUUUCUCUAGUUAGGCAGCAGCUAAUUAACCUGGGGAGGUUAGCAUACGAAAAACUUCUGAAGAGUAAGAUCAUGUUUGAAAGACAGGACAUGGAACAUUACGGUCUUGCGCCAGAAGAUAUCGAGAACACUUUCCUCAGUCAGAUGCUGGUGCCUCUAAAAGAAAAUACAGUGCAGAUGUUUUCCUUCUUUCACUUGACCGUCCAGGAGCAUCUGGCUGCCCUGUACUGUGCCAUAAACCUCUCAAAGCAAGAAGACAUUAUCCAGGCUCUAGACCUUUGGUGUUUUGGGGAGAUCCCACCACCUUCCACCUCCCUGUCUCCACUACUGAGUCAUGACCUCCACCUUGGCAAGACAAGAGUAGAGAAUCUACAGAUGUUCACCCGUUUCUUCAUGGGGAUUCUCCGGACCAGGAUAGGGGGCCAGCUGAAUGGUCUGAUGCUGGCCCCUCUGGAGGUGGAUGUGAAGGAAGAGGAUCUUCCCACUAGGUUGGGUCUCUGGUUCCAGGCCCAAUUUAAGGAAAGGAAGCUGGCUAACCAGACAGCUCUGAACUUAUUACACUGCUUGAUGGAGUUGCACAUGGAAGCAGCUACCAGCAGGGCAGCAUCAGAGAUCAAGAGGCUGAACUUGUUCAAGAUUAAGCUCCGUGUUGUGGACUGUGCAGCUUUGCACUAUGUGUUGCAGUUCUCCCCUCAUAAACUCACAGAGCUUAACCUGGGCUACUCCGACAUUGGAAACAGAGGUCUUAACAGAUUAGCUCCAAUACUGCACCGCUGUGAAUCUCUCUAUUUGAGAUACAAUCGUCUGGACAGGGAGGCAGCCACCCUGGAAUCUGCAGUGUUGAAAUCAAACAAGUGUCAGGUGAAGAAGCUGUUUAUGUGUGGUAACAACUUUGGUCCAGAUGGAGUUCUGGAGUUGUGGAAAGCCCUGGAGCAGAACACCACUCUGGAGGAACUUUACUUAGACAUCACUGGCAUCACAGAGAGAGGAACAGAAAACAUGGUCGACAGUCUCAGCAAAAACACCUCGUUGAAAACACUGACCAUGGUAGGGAAUGACAUUGGGGAAGUGGGGAAAAGGAGACUGAGGGAGCUGAAGUGUCGACGCCCAGAGCUCUGCAUCAUCGGAAACUUUGUUGAUGACCAAGGACUUCUGCAGGCCUACCUGGACUGGGUAGAGGAGAUCCGGGCUGACCAGGACCAAAUGGAUUCAGUGAAGAAUGCAGACGCCCUGCAUUCUAUCCUGAAGGGGCUACGGGUGGAAUCAGGUGGGGAGCGAAAGGAGGGAUGUAAAGAAGACAAUACAACCAAAGCCCUGGAACUGGAGACCAAGAUCCUGGAGCUUUUGAACUGUCCCGCUCACCUGGCUGGAGUGAGAUGAUCAAUCAAAUGAGGCAAGGAGAAGAAAGCUGGAAUUUGUCAAAAUAUGAAUUUAGAAUCUAUGUGAAAAUGAAGUAGACUGAUUACAUUCAAAGUUAAUUUGAUUGUAAAUGUAAUCUCUGUUAAAAUAAAGUAUGUGCCUUUU
This is a messenger RNA of Esox lucius (northern pike), 3693 nucleotides long. Its product is annotated as NLR family CARD domain-containing protein 3. Gene Ontology annotation, molecular function: protein binding. Bases 943 to 3549 code for a protein of 868 amino acids. The transcript is spliced from 6 exons. NCBI's taxonomy places the organism in Eukaryota, Metazoa, Chordata, Actinopteri, Esociformes, Esocidae. The record is from RefSeq and is a predicted model, not a curated record.